AUGGCUACCCUACGUCGUCCAUCGACAUCCCGUCGAAAACUCGCUCUUAUCAUUGGAAAUAACAAUUACUUUCGUCCAGAAAGUAAACUUCGUCAUUGUAUCAAUGAUGCCAACGAUCUCAGCGAAGUUUUGUCCAACGUUCGUUUUCAUGUCACGACUAAACUUGAUUUAACCGGUUCACAGAUGAUCGCAACAAUUAAUAGUUUCUCUAAAACAAUCAAUGAUGGUGAUUUAGUUUUGUUUUAUUUCUCUGGACAUGGAUAUCAGAUCAAAGGAACAAAUUAUCUCAUGCCGAUUGAUGAUGGACAAAUUGAAACGGAAGAUGAUGUUGAAGAUUUUGCUGUUCCGGUUGAACGAACAAUAAAAAGAUUGGCGGAGAAGACUUCUUCCUAUGUAACUAUAUGUAUUCUCGAUUGUUGUAGAUUAUAUUGGCCAAAGCGAAGUCCAAAACCCAAAGCGGUGACUGAAGGAAAGGGUUUACAUACGAUGAAAUCUCCUGCUGGAACGUUUAUCCAGUUUGCAUGUGAUGCAGAUCAAACAGCGAGUGAUGGAUUAGAUGAUGACCGAAAUGGUUUAUUUACCAAACAUCUGUUAAAACAUAUUGCAAAUCCAAAUGAAGAUAUCGUGCAGAUUUUUCAAGGUAUCGCCGCCGAUGUUUUCGAAGAAAGUAACCGAACGCAAAGACCUUUGAGUAUUAACGCUCUGUAUCGACGUGGACAUGUGUAUUUAAAUGAAACUCCACUGAAUAAUCUAGGACGAGGACUUCUUUCGCGGAAUUUGGAGAUUAGUACGAAAUGGAAGCAACAUGGAACAACCAUUGCUGGUGGAUAUGGGAACGGAACACAAACGAAUCAACUUUACUGUCCUCAUGGUAUUGGAAUUCAGACGGGUGAACAGAAAAUUUACAUUGCUGAUUUGGGAAAUCAUCGAAUUGUUGAAUGGAAAUGCGGAGCAAAUAAUGGACAAGUUGUCGCAGGUGGAAAUGGAAAAGGAAAUCGUGCAGAUCAAUUGAAUCGUCCGACAGAUGUGAUUGUCGAUCGAAUAACUGAUACGUUAAUCAUUUGUGAUUAUGGAAAUCGACGUGUUGUUCGUUGUUCACGUCGAAAUCGUCUCAAUCAACAAACGAUCAUUUCAAAUAUCAAUUGUUGCGGGUUAACGGUGGACUUUUUCGGAGAUCUCUAUGUGUCUGAUGCGGAUAAUCAUGAAGUUCGACGGUGGAGACAAGGAGAAACUUAUGGAACAGUUGUCGCUGGUGGCAAUGGUAAAGGUGAUCAUUUGAAUCAAUUAAAUUUUCCGACAUUUAUCUUUGUCGAUCAAGAAGUUUCAGUUUAUGUUUCCGAUCGAAAUAACAAUCGAAUUAUGAAAUGGAAAAAAGACGCUAAGGAAGGAACUGUCGUAGCUGGAGGACAUGGACAAGGAAAUAGUCUCGCACAAUUAUCACACCCCGAAGGAGUUAUUGUCGAUCAAUUUGGAAGUAUCUAUAUUGCAGAUUGUUAUAAUCAUCGAAUUGUUCGUUGGUUACGAGGAGCUACGGAAGGAACUGUUGUUGUCGGAGAGAAAGGACGUGGAAAACAAAACAAUCAAUUCAGUUGUCCAACAGGAGUGGCGAUCGAUCGUGAAGGUCGAUUGUAUGUUGUCGAUUGUAGUAACGAUCGUGUUCAGAAAUUCGAUGUGGAUACUACGUAA
Adineta ricciae is the source of this 1686-nucleotide messenger RNA. Lineage: Eukaryota; Metazoa; Rotifera; Eurotatoria; Adinetida; Adinetidae. The record is from the annotation of a GenBank genome assembly.